GGUGCCCUCUGUUGGUUGGAUCUGUCAGGAGAACCAUGGUAUUUGGACACGUUUUCCGGUGGCUUUUAGAUGGCUGUACUUAAGGCACACAAGUGUUGGCAAUGCAGCCGUCUUUCCCAACAGCUGCAGUCAGAGAGCUGGUGUGCUCCUGUCUGCAUCGAAACCCUGUAGCGGCGGACCUGCGCUGCAGCCUAUUUGUGGCCGCUGUACAGAGCUAUAAACGUGAUUCAGUGCUCCGACCGUUCCCUCCUCAAUACCUUAGAGGAGAGACCAAAGACUUUGAGGAACUGCAAAAAGAUGUGGACACCUUACCAAAUGUGAGAGAUCUGGUUCGUCUGGGACACGGAAAUGGAGACCAUCACCUGGCUCUUGUUCACUGGGUUCUCUCGUCUAAGGGUUUCGAUGUGAAGACCCUUCAGAAAGAGGAGUUUCCCAGACUCAGUCAGCUGACCCAAAGUGAGGGGUCUGCUCCAACCCCAGACUUCCUCUUUGAACUUCAGUACUUUAAUCUGCUCAACUCCAAGUUUGAGAGAACAUGGGCUGGACGGGAUCUAAUCUAUGCAUUCCAUGGCAGCAGACUGGAAAACUUCCAUUCCAUCAUACACAAUGGAUUACACUGCCAUCUGAAUAAGACAUCACUGUUUGGGGAAGGCACAUACCUGACCAGUGACCUCAGCAUGGCUAUCCUGUAUGGUCCUCAUGGUAACGGAUGGAGGGAAAGUGUUCUUGGGCCGUUGCUCAGCUGCAUUGCCUUGUGUGAAAUCAUUGAUCAUCCAGAUGUGAAAUGUCAGGUGAAGAAGAAAGACUCAGAGAGUAUUGAUCACCAGCGUCUGAGGGCCAGGAACAGUGAAGGAGGUGAGGUGCCUGAGAAGUACUUUGUGGUGACCAACAAUGAGCUAUUGAGAGUGAAAUACCUGCUGGUGUACUCUCAGAGACGCUACAGACGACAUGCUCAAGGGACGUCAUGGCUCGUCAGACAUCAUUUUGCGAUAAUGAUGGGCCUCUAUCUUCUGCUCCUCAUAUUCAUUGGUGCCAUCAACUCGUCUGCUUUCCAGUCCUUCUGGCACAGAAUGUUCCGGUGACACAGGCCGCCGCUUUCAUCACAUAAACGUUCUUGUACAAAGUGCCUUUACUCGCAAAGUUUAUCAUGAAAGAGACAGACAAUGCUCAGGAACAGUUUCUUCUGGCUCAACACAACAUUCCUCCCAGUUUCACUUGAUUUCUACACGGUUAUAAGUUCCACCAUCACCGUUUAUAAUUUUAUGUCGUUUUGGGUGAUUCUCAGGAAACCUGUCAAAAGAAAAGAAAAUGUCCUGCUCCAAUUUUACACAAAUCAAAAGAAACAAAUAAUAAGAAAAGAAUACUUUGUAAUGCAGUAAGAAAGAAAUGCCUGUGUUACGGUAAAGAGAAUCAUUGAAAACAAUGGGAAUAGUACUUUUUUUAUUUGCAGUAAUUAGAAUUUUGGUGGUAAAAUGCACUUAAGUGUCCUGAAAAUAUUGUCACAAUCCAAAAAAAUCUUAAUAUUCCAAAAUUUAAGCUUAAUUUUCAUAAUGCAAAAUAUAAUUUCAUAUUUUUUUUUUAUUGAUUUGGAGUUUAAUAUGACCAGAUCAUUUUCUUGACAGGUUUUCGUGAGAUUAACCCUUUUACAUAAACACUGUGCAUUUACCCGGAGUAAAACCUGCAUUAUGUGCACAUUAGCUUUCUGAAUGUGUGGUUUUGUUGCAUGUGAUCAAUUAGCAUGCAUGUUAAAUAACAACUUUUCUACUGUUUGAAUAAUACAGUGGGUUCACUACAUUACCUACAAUUAAAUGAUCAAACGCAUACUGUCUUUAUAAGCUUUGUUUAUUAGUUUUAAUGCAUUGUUGUCGCAGUAGACAUUGGCAACAUGUCUGCUUAUAUUAAUACAUCUCAAAGUCGUAGGGGAAAUCAGAUCUGUAGGGUGUUUUUAUAUUAGAUUCAGUAUUGAAGUAAGUGGUAAGGGUGGCAAUAUAUAUAUAUAUACAGUGGCAUGCAAAGCUUUGGGCACCCCUGGACAAAAUUUCUGUUACUGUGAAUGGUUAAGUGAGUAAAAGAUUAAUUGAUCUCCAAAGGACAUAAAGUUAAAGAUAUUAAAGAAAUUUUAAGCAAGAUUAGUGUAUUAUUUUUGUUUUGUACAAUUUCAGAGUGAAAAAAGGGAAAGGAGCACCAUGCAAAAGUUUGGGCACCCCAAGAGAUUUGAGCUCUCAGAUAACUUUUACCAAGGUCUCAGACCUUAAUUAGCUUCUUAGGGCUACAGCUUGUUCACAAUCAUCGUUUGGAAAGGCCAGGUGAUGCAAAUUUCAAAGCUUUAUAAAUACUCUGACUCCUCAAACCUUGUCCCAUCAAUCAGCAGCCAUGGGCUCCUCUAAGCAGCUGCCUAGCACUCUGAAAAUUAAAAUAACUGAUGCCCACAAAGCAGGAGAAGGCUAUAAGAAGAUAGCAAAGCAUUUUCAGGUAGCCGUUUCCUCAGUUCAUAAUGAAAUUAAGAAAUGGUAGUUAACAGGAAUGGUGGAGGUCAAGUUGAGGUCUGGAAGACCAAGAAAACUUUCAGAGAGAACUGCUUGUAGGAUUGCUACAAAGGCAAAUCAGAACCCCUGUUUGACUGCAAAAGACCUUAAGGAAGAUUUAGCAGACUCUGGAGUAGUGGUGUGCUGUUCUACUGUCACAAAUAUGACCUUCAUGGAAGAGUCAUGAGAAGAAAACCUUUCCUGUGUCCUCACCACAAAUUUCAGCGUCAGAAGUUUGCAAAUGAAUAUCUAAACAAGCCUGAUGCAUUUUGGAAACAAGUUCUGUGGACUGAUGAAGUUAAAAUAUAACUUUUUAGCCGCAAUGAGCAAAGGUAUGUUUGGAGAAAAAAGGGUGCAGAAUUUCAUGAAAAGAACACCUCUCCAACUGUUACGCACGGGGGUGGAUCGAUCAUGCUUUGGGCUUGUGUUGAUGCCAGUGGCACAGGGGAAUAUUUCACUGUUAGAGAAAAGAAUGGAUUAAAUUAAAUACCAGCAAAUUCUGGAAGCAAACAUCACACCAUCUGUAAAAAAGUUGAAGAUGAAAAGAGGAUUGCUUUUACAACAGGAUAAUGAUCCUAAACACACCUCAAAAUCCACAAUGGACUACCUCAAGAGGCGCAAACUGCAGGUUUUGGCAUGGCCCUCACAGUCCCCUGACCUAAACAUCAACAAAAAUCUGUGGACAGACCUCAAAACAGGAGUGCAUGCAAGACAGCCCAAGAAUCUCACAGAACUAGUAGUCUUUUGCAAGGAAGAAUGGGCGAAAAUCCACCAAACAAGAAUUGAGAGACACUUAGCUUGCUACAAAAAUCAUCUACAAGCUGUGAUACUUGCCAAAGGGGUGUUACUAAAUACUGACCAUGCAGGGUACCCAAACAUUUGCUUCGGGCCCUUUUCCUUUUUUGUUAUUUUGAAACUGUUAAUGAUG
This is a messenger RNA of Myxocyprinus asiaticus (Chinese sucker), 3453 nucleotides long. RefSeq names its product protein mono-ADP-ribosyltransferase PARP16-like. Gene Ontology annotation, molecular function: protein serine/threonine kinase activator activity; kinase binding; NAD+ poly-ADP-ribosyltransferase activity. The record is from RefSeq and is a predicted model, not a curated record. Gene Ontology annotation, cellular component: endoplasmic reticulum tubular network; intracellular anatomical structure; membrane. Lineage: Eukaryota; Metazoa; Chordata; Actinopteri; Cypriniformes; Catostomidae. Gene Ontology annotation, biological process: endoplasmic reticulum unfolded protein response. The coding region runs from base 102 to 1082 and encodes 326 amino acids. The transcript has 7 exons.